Molecule: messenger RNA, 1486 nt
Organism: Oncorhynchus gorbuscha (pink salmon)
Lineage: Eukaryota; Metazoa; Chordata; Actinopteri; Salmoniformes; Salmonidae
Product: tripartite motif-containing protein 29-like
Exons: 1
Coding region: 1-1077 (358 amino acids)
Molecular function (GO): zinc ion binding
Source: RefSeq, a predicted model, not a curated record
AUGUGUAAGAGGACAUUCUACACAAGACCAGAGCUAAAAACCAACACAGCAUUCCGAGAUGUUGUAGAUUAUGUUAACAGGAUCAGAGUCAAAAACAGAGAAAAGUCCCCUGCCGAAGCAGGAGAAGUGGUCUGUGACGUCUGCACUGGGACGAAGCUCAAGGCCUUGAAGUCCUGCCUGGAGUGUCUGACCUCUUUCUGUGAGACUCACCUGCAGCCUCAUCAGAGAGUCACCGGCCUGAAAAGGCACAAGCUAAUAGACCCCGUUGAGAACAUGGAGGACAGGAUGUGUAAGAAGCAUGACAGACAGCUGGAGCUGUUCUGUAGGACCGACCAGACUUGUGUGUGUCAGUUCUGCACUGAGGCAGACCACAAGACUCACCACACCGUCCCUCUAGAGAAAGAGUUUGGAGAGAGGAAGGCUCAGCUGGUGAAGACGGAGCAACAUGUAUGGCAGAUGAUCCAGGAGCGACUAGAGAAGGUUCAGAAGAUCAAACAUUCAGUAGAGUUCAGCAAGAUAGAUACACAGAGAGUGAUGGCAGACAUUCUGCAGGUUUUCACUGAUCUGAUGGAUUCCAUUGAGAAAAGCAAGAAGGAGCUCAUUGAGGAGGUUGAGGAGAAGCAGAAAGCAGAAGAGAAUAAGGCUGAAGGGUUUAUUAAAGAGCUGGAGCAGGAAAUCAAUGACCUACGUAGGAGAAACACUGAGUUGGAACAGCUCUCACACACUGAGGACCACCUCCACCUCCUCCAGAUCUUCCCAUCCCUGUACACCACUCCAAACAUCAAGGACUGGUCUGAGAUCAGUGUUUACAGUGAGACGUGUGUGGGGAAUUUGAGGAGUGUUUUGAGAAGCUUUGUGUCUGAGCUGGAAAAGACAGUGAGGAGAGCAUUUUCUGAAAAAUUCAAUAAUGCAAUGGAGGACUUUCAUGACAUCAAUCUGAAAAAGAUGCAGCAGUAUGCAGUGGAUGUGACUCUGGACCCUGAUACAGCAUAUGACAGGGUCGUCCAAUCUAAGGACAAGAAACAGUUGAGAAAAGGAAGAAAAAAUCUCCCUGACAACACAGAUAGGUUUCGUUGAAGUUAGUCUGUCCUGUGAAGAGAGGGCUUCUCCUCAGCGAGAUUCUACUAUGAGGUGUAGGUGGAGGAGAGGACUCGCUGGAAGUUUAGGGUAGUAAUUCCAAUUUGAUUUGCAGUGUUGUUCCUACACAUUAAUCACGUUGAGUCAAAAUGAGGGAAUGACCAGUCCUUUGAGGUUUUUGGAUUGAAGUUUACACACCUUGAGUGAUAUAUAGAAAUGUGCUGAAUGAUGUAUGAAGGAGUGUAUUGUUGUUUGUUUGUUUGCUUUGUUUGAUAAAUAUCACCAGAUUGGGUCUGCUGGAUGAUCGAGAUUACUCCCUAAGGAUUAGUGGUGACUCUGCGAUGAGGUUGACAGUGUCAUAGUGGGAGCAUAAGCCAAUUUUGAAAAAUUGUUUCAACAGAAUGUGUUU